AUGGCAAGCACGGAAUUGAAGCAAUGGCUUACUCAAAUGGCUUGGGCUGGACGCUGCUCAAUUAAGGCGCGGUACGUGCGCUAUAAGAAUAACCAUCAACGAUUACCUGCCAAAAGGUUGAAGGGCAUCGAUUCCAUUGCGCCUUCUAAGCUGCUCAAGAAGAAGGUGAUCGUCAACAAGGACGUUUCUUCCAUUAGCAUACCUGCUCUUCAAGGACUCAUAUUGCAGGACAUUCAAUCGCAAAAUAUCAUAUUCGAGUUUUGUAAGCCGAGCCAUCGUGUAUUUCUUUCUAAGAAGUCCCCACAGAUCGCGGAUCAGGUUAAAUUACAGAAACCUCUCGAGAAUGAAUUGAAAUUCAGAAGUCUCUUCCAGAAUGUGGUUCGGGAUACUUACGGAAGUGAGGUCUUCCCUGAUUUUGAGCUCAUCGGUGACCAAGUUUCCAGGAGAGCAUUUUUCGCUAAUACCCUACAGCUGGCAGCAAUUCAGAAGAACGGCGAACGCCGAAAUAUUAGUGCCUUGUGGCCUUCACUAGAUUUGAGUAUGGGCUGCAGAGGCAUUGCACUGUCGAAAACACCUCAAAGCGAGAAUUUGUCAAAAGUAAUACAUCCUAUCACGCUUCAGGAGCUUCCAGUCUUUUUUGCCUUCGAUUCACAAUGCACAACUGGCGCUCUCUCUUUAUUUCCAUCUAUGGUCAAAGAGCACGCAAAAUAUUUUGAAAGAGAUUUAUUCACAGAGACGGUCUUCCCGACGAGGCGUUGCACUGCACAUGAGAUGGCCACGAUGCUUUCAAUAGCUUCAAACUUACAAAAAGGUACUCCAGCUAAAAUGAGCGACUACUUAACGGUAAGCGAUUUGUCGACGAAAGCGUCUAAUAGUCUGAUACACACUCCUCGUACCGUUUCCCAACUUCUCGGUGCACUUGAUAAGGGCUCGUUUCGAAAAACGGCUCCAGAGGGUCAGCGUGGGAAAAUGUGUUCAACUGAUAUUCUUAGAGGAUCAGUUAUCUCCAAUAAAGUGACGGAUGUUGGCAUCAAGGAAGAGUAUUGCAAAAUUAGCAUUUUAUACUCAAUCUUCAGAAACUCACGAAGAAUGGCAAUUCGUUUCCAAGAGGUAAAAGCAGCUGAAGACGCUAAUGAGUUUCUUGCAUGGGAUAAAGCAAUACUUGAGAAACUUUCAGAGUUGAAUGGCUUAGCAGAGCCUCAAAGCUCGGACGACAUGGUAGUUUUGAAAUACAAGUUCGAUAGCUUCAUGAAGGCUCUUAACAGCUACAAUUGUACAAUCGUUGCCGAAGCGAGAGCUUAUUAUGCUGAUAGUUCUAAACCACCAAGUGUGCGGCAAAAGACGAUGAUGCGUGUUUUGAGCUAUGUCGUCUCCGAAAAUAGGUGGUUGCCGCACAUUUAUCCUAAUUUAUACGAUGAAAUAAAUCGUGGCAUACCAGAGAGUUUGCCAACUAUAGAAGACAUUGGCUUUUCAGGUGCAAAUAAAGGUCAAGAGCUGUUUGCGUUAUGCGAGAUACUGCUGGGUUUUGAAGACACGGCAAUUGAAUCGACUAGACGAGAGGAAUCAAAAUUGAAGAAUAUCGACGAACGGACACAGCUGAACGACUUUAAGCUUGUAGUUCUUACUUCAAAUGAAAACUUCGUACCUCACGAAGAACUUUUACGUGCCACCACCAAAUUACCCUUCCAAAUGGUUAAGGAUACGCAGGAAGUGACCCGAGUAUCAUUUUCGGAAUGCAUAGCGAAAACGUCAUGUGCAGGCGACACUAUCGUAUAUUUGUACAAGACAAAACGAACAUCGGGCGCACGAUCCAAAAUUGACGCAAUCUUGUCUGAUGCAUUGCACUCCACAAAAAGUAUCGAGAAGAUGUCUAUUUAG
This is a messenger RNA of Lachancea mirantina, 1878 nucleotides long. The record is from the annotation of a GenBank genome assembly. Lineage: Eukaryota; Fungi; Ascomycota; Saccharomycetes; Saccharomycetales; Saccharomycetaceae.